Molecule: messenger RNA, 721 nt
Organism: Salvia hispanica
Lineage: Eukaryota; Viridiplantae; Streptophyta; Magnoliopsida; Lamiales; Lamiaceae
Molecular function (GO): DNA-binding transcription factor activity
Source: RefSeq, a predicted model, not a curated record
AUGGACCACGAAACCGCCGAUCACCAGCCGCCGCGCCGCGCCUCGGGGCGGAGGAAGUCCAAAUGCGGCGGAAACGGCGGCGACGCGAAGAAGCACAAGCAGCCGCGGCGCGGGAUGGGCGUCGCGAAGCUGGAGCGCCUCCGCGAGCAGGGAGAGGUCGUCACGGAGCCCGAUCGAGCUGGAUCCGGCUUCCCGCUGCCGUUUCCGGAGAUGAAUCACCACCGAUUUCAGCAUCCGCAGCUCCAAUCGUGCGGACCGAGCUGGAAUCCGGUCGGAUUCCCCGGCCUCUACGGCCUCGAUCGCCGGAUUCUGCAGAGCCACGGCGACGAGAAGUGCUUUUCUCUCCAGUGCAAUGCUUGCCACAAGAAGAAGAAGAUCAACGGCGCUGCGGUGUAUAAAUGCGGCGAUCAUCGCCGAUUUCUAGGUCUCGAUUUCGGAGAUGCGUUGAUUCAUCACAAUCCAGAACCGCCGCAGGUGGAUGUUGUGGCGGUGCACAGAAAAGGAGCAGGCGGUUGGGAAGGGGGAAACAACGUGGUGAUGGAGUACGAUUUCUUCCCGCCGGCGGCGAGAUCGGGGCGGAGAAACGACGUGGUGGAGGGGGAAAUGAGGAAUUCGGGAGCAUUUGAUGGCGUUGAUCUGUCGCUGAAGCUGUCUUACUAGAGAAUGAAUGCAUAUCUCGGCGAAAUCACAGCGUUUUUUGCUUACUUUUUUGGUUGUUAAA